This is a messenger RNA of Pomacea canaliculata, 632 nucleotides long. RefSeq lists its product as uncharacterized. Bases 93 to 467 code for a protein of 124 amino acids. The record is from RefSeq and is a predicted model, not a curated record. The transcript has 5 exons. Lineage: Eukaryota; Metazoa; Mollusca; Gastropoda; Architaenioglossa; Ampullariidae.
GUUUUGCACAAGGUUCUAUGAGCCAUUAGACAGCAGCAAUCACAAGAGGCUUGAUUAUUCAAAGGACCUAUCCAAUUGUUCCUAAAAGCGAGAUGUACUCUAAAAUGUUUGUUAUCUUCAGUAUUAUGGUACUUUUCUUACUGAAGCAGUCAUCAGGGACACCACACAUGUCAUGCAAAGUUACACUUGCACCGACAAUGAAUACAGGGAUAGGACAGUGUGAUGUCACAAAACUCCAUCGUCAAGGAAAUCCGUACACAUGCACGUGGUUUCAAACUAAUGAGAUCAGUAAACAGACGAAAGAAAUUGCUCGAAAAAGAUUAUAUAAUUUGAAAGAUCACGGCACCCACUUUAGUGGUAAAUGCGGCGCCUUAUUCAGUAUCACCAAAGAUGUAUCGUUGAAAUAUGAGAUACUUCUUCUGCCAGAUGGUCUUCGUGUUACUGCACAGAAAGAAGUGUAUGGAUGAGAGGGUCACCGGUCUGGACGCUAAGACUGUCACUCGUACCUCGACUGGCGAAGAAUGAAUAUUUUCAUGUGAUGCAUCAGUCACGUGCUUUGGCUUGCAAACAGUUUCUCUACUUUGCAUUUUUCAUUUGAUACAAAUCAUUUUGAUUAUGACUAGCAUACAUUU